This is a messenger RNA of Verruconis gallopava, 1552 nucleotides long. RefSeq lists its product as uncharacterized. Lineage: Eukaryota; Fungi; Ascomycota; Dothideomycetes; Venturiales; Sympoventuriaceae. The record is from RefSeq and is a predicted model, not a curated record. Bases 152 to 1432 code for a protein of 426 amino acids. Gene Ontology annotation, molecular function: hydrolase activity, acting on carbon-nitrogen (but not peptide) bonds, in linear amides. The transcript has 6 exons.
GGCCCCGCGGAGGGGUAGUACGAGGGCGUUGUUGUCGGAUAUAAGUGUUGUACUAGACGAAUCUUGUUUCCAUUUGCCACAAACCUCCGCGACGUUUUGUUCUCUGGUUUCCCAUAACAGAUAAAUAAUUUCAAUCCUGAUACCAUUUGCAAUGCCACGAGAAGAAGUUUACGGAACGGGGAAGCAAAGCAUCAGAUAUGCGGCCAAGGUUGAUCUAACCAGACCAGCUGCGGAGCAGCCGUAUCUUCAUAACCGCUGGCAUCCAGACAUCCCAUUUGCAGGCACGAUUAAGAAUGGGGAGACAGUGAAGAUAGAAUGUGUAGAUUGGACGGGCGGUCAAAUCAAAAACACAGAUGAUGCAGACGAUGUGAAGAAUGUGGACCUUACAAAGGUGCAUUAUCUGACGGGACCGUUUGAGAUAGAGACGGCAGAGCCGGGAGACGUUCUCGUCGUGGACAUCCAGGACGUGCAGCCACUGGAAGAUCAUCUGUGGGGCUUCACGGGUAUUUUCGACAAAGAAAACGGAGGCGGCUUUCUCGAUGAGAUCUAUCCCAAAGCUGCAAAGGCCAUUUGGGAUUUCGAAGGCAUCUACUGCAGCUCGAGACACAUUCCCGGCGUCAGAUUCGCAGGCUUGAUCCACCCCGGGAUUCUUGGUUGCGCGCCUUCAGCGGAAAUCCUCGCGACAUGGAACAGACGCGAGGCUGAGUUGAUCGAGUCUUGCUCGCACAUGAGCCGGGUGGUCGCGUUGCCACCUCUGGAGCAAAGCGCACAUGCGGGCAGUGCAGAUGCUACCAUCAAAGCCAAAGUUGCUAAAGAAGGGGCAAGGACAGUUCCUGGAAGACCAGAGCACGGCGGAAAUUGUGACAUCAAGAAUUUGUCCAGAGGUAGCAAGGUCUAUCUGCCGGUCCAUGUCAAGGGCGCGAAAUUCAGCGUCGGAGACCUACAUUUCUCCCAGGGUGAUGGCGAGAUAUCCUUCUGUGGUGCGAUUGAGAUGCCAGGCGUCAUCACGAUCAACUUCAAGGUUAUGAAAGACGGCAUGAAACAGCUGGGGAUGAAGUCCCCUAUAUACGUUCCAGGUCCCGUCGAGCCACAGUUUGGACCCGGCCGUUACAUAUACUUUGAAGGAUUUUCGGUCGACGAGCACGGCAAGCAACAUUACAUGGAUGCUUCGGUCGCUUAUCGCCAAACAAGCCUGAGGGCCAUCGAGUAUCUUAGAAGGUAUGGGUAUGAUGAUUACCAGUCGUAUCUACUCCUUGGUUGCGCACCUAUUCAAGGUCAUGUUGCUGGCAUCGUUGAUAUCCCAAAUGCGUGCACAACACUCGGACUGCCUAUUGAUAUCUUUGACUUCGAUAUCUCCGUCGAAAAGCCUGCAGAGAAGAAGGACAGAGGUAGCUGUGCUUUUGCCAGUGAUAACCCAGGGGCUAAAGCGUAGUGUAAAAUUGGCGUGGAAUGACCACGUCGCCACAGCCUCAGAAUGAGAGAAUUUUGGUCAAUCAGUCUAAAGCAUAUACAUAAUGAGCACUUGAAUAUAUCGCUGUGACUUUGAUCUAAA